Haemonchus placei is the source of this 888-nucleotide messenger RNA. Lineage: Eukaryota; Metazoa; Nematoda; Chromadorea; Rhabditida; Trichostrongylidae. The record is from the annotation of a GenBank genome assembly.
AUGGACAGAGGGAAGCAGUUGGACAAGUACGUAAGAGUGGACGCGGACAGGCAGGACACAGACGGCAGGCACAGACACAAGUGGACAGACGGGGACAUGGACGGACGCAUGCAUACAAAGGGAAGGACAAGGACUGACGCGGACAAACACAGACAAAGACGUGGCAUGCAAGGACAAGGACAAACAAAUAACACAGACAGACACGGACUAAACUCACCUUCGUUGGCCACUCGAUCCCGUCCUGUCGAAGCUCCCUCCCGAACGACGUGGACCACAGUCGCCCAUGUGGAUCUGAAACAAAAGAUUGGCAAUAAAGGAAAUGUCCAAGGUAAGAAGUGGACACUUGCCUUUAUAAGAAAGUACAUUGGUCCAUUCUCAUUUGCGCAUCUUUCGGUAGUGGUAACCCAGUGGGUAGUGUUCGUCAAUAUAUCCGAAUAUUUACCGACAACGGAAGCAGCUGGUGUGCACACCAUCGAAAAACAACCGUUUCCGGACUCACUGGGACAUUCUGCUCCCACUGGAUUUGUUAGCGGUUUCGGCAUAAAAUUGGUACCAGACGUAGAAAAUGUCAUAAUCCCCGGAGGAAAAAUCAGAGAUGGUUCGGAAGACUGUGAUACGUCUACCAGCCCAUACGGAGAUUGCAUUCAAGAAGGCAAAGACGAGGAUUACAUUUAUGUCACCAAACAGUACAUCAUGAAGCCAGGAUGUCUAUUCGGUGUCCUAUUCAGCUUCUCGUUGGCCAGCCGUUCCCGGUGGCCUAAGUGGCUGUCCAGAAGGAAUGGCACCGCACCGCUGUUUAGCGUACAAGAGCUUACAAUGAGUGCUAUGGAACUUCGAAAUAUCCAUCGUUUAACGGACCAUGCCUCUAGGCCAGCGCAUACGGAUUGA